Molecule: messenger RNA, 2959 nt
Organism: Nematostella vectensis (starlet sea anemone)
Lineage: Eukaryota; Metazoa; Cnidaria; Anthozoa; Actiniaria; Edwardsiidae
Product: spliceosome-associated protein CWC27 homolog
Exons: 11
Coding region: 165-1352 (395 amino acids)
Source: RefSeq, a predicted model, not a curated record
UAACUGGUCACUGAGUCCGCUGCCACCAAACGCGCCACUUGUCGCAUUUCAAGACCACGUGAACAGAGGCGCGUUAAUUAGUAAUGACGAGAUUUGAACAAAAGGCUGUGAGAGCUGGAAGAAAAACGGGCUAGGGAUAACUAUUAUACAAACAUAAGUAAGUUAUGAACAAGCGGCUUGUCUUCCUGCUAGUGGUCCUAGCGACCGUGCUACUGACCUGUGAAGGAAAGUCUCCCUCAAAGAGCAAGAUAAAUAAGUCAAAAAAAGUGCCCAUCACAAAGAAAAUAACGGUUCCCGCGAAAAGCAAAACUUCAAAGGCAGCCGUGAAAAUUGCGAUAUCAGACUUAUCGACGAAGGAAGAAAAGAGUCAAGACCAAAGCCAGAAAGAUGAUGCCGAUGGUGAUAACGCCGGGAGCGGAUCUGGUGACGUCCUCUUGGAAGAGCCGUACAUGGAUAGUGAAAGCGAAGCUGAGGAUGACGAAAAGGAUGUUGAAGAGAAGCAUGAAGUGAAACAGGACAAGAUAAAAAAGAAAAAACACGACAAAAAAAGCAAAGCAAAGGACAAAGCUGAAGACAGCCUGACCCUUCGCAAACUACUGGACUCCAGCAUUGAUAAUCUGGCAAAGGCGGGAAAGGCAAUUCAGGCCAUCCUAGACGUCACAACAAGGAAAAAAGCAGACGCAGCCCAGUCCCUUCAAACCUGCCCCGGCUCCUGUCCCGACGUGUGCGCUCCGCAAUGCAUGGAGUCCUGCUGCGGCUACCCGCCUUCAGAACCCCCACCCUUCCCGGGGUACGGCAUGAGCAACCCCUCCUACCCCUCUUACCCCCAGCAAUACCCCAUGCUGCAGCCGUACCCACAACAGCAGCCGUACCCACAACAGCAGCCGUACCCACAACAACGACAGUAUGCCGGGCAGCAGAUGGUGGCGUGUCCUCAGCAGUGUGUGGCAGCACCUCCUCAAACACCAUGCCCUCAAGCGUGCCCUUCGGGGUGCUGCGGAAUGGGCUCUCAGGCCGCUGCCGGGCCUCAGUACUUGAUGCUCCCUCCCGCACCUACCAGCCCACCCACCGCCAAACCAACAAAGGCAGCGACCGCAUCGCUCAACCAAUGCCAGCCUCCAUGCCCACAAUCGUGUGCACCAAUGGGGUGUUCUCCUAGCUGCUGUCAAUCAAUGGCACAGAUGAUGAUGCCACCACAGAUGAUGUCGCAGAUGAUGCCGCAGAUGAUGCCACAGAUGGCCCCAGCAAUGCCUGGCCCUGGCGCCUGCUCCCCGUACUGCCAGCAGGCGUCUAACAGUAUGGGAUGCGCGCGCAGAUGCCCUGCUAACUGUUGUAGGCAACAGGGAAAAUAGGAAAAGUUUUAAAUGAAAUAUUUUUUAUACGAUACUACAGUUAACAGUUAUUUCUCUGAAUUAAGUGUACAAAAGAUCAAAUAAUACAGGGGGUUUUGUUUGGUUUUUAUUACAUAUAAAACCCGAACUUUGUCUAGCUUUGGAAAGUAUUUAGAGGUGAUAUUAAACAAUUGAACUAUAAUAAUUAUCAUGCAACUUUCUAAUUAUUAAUGGUAUUAAUUAUAUUAAUUCUAUGCAAAUAUAUUGCGAUAAAGUGACAUAACAUCGCCUCGUGAAUAAUGCACAACUCAAGGGUAACCUGUCCAAACAAUAUUCAUAUCAGAACGAAUAGAAUAUAUCAGAACGAAGGUAGAGUUAGCCUAACAGGUGAAAAUGCUUUGCAAGCGUCAUAGAUUUGACAAAAGUGAGAUUUAUCACCCUAUAUGUUUAACGGGAUAUCAAUUUGUUUUGAUUAUCGUGUUUAUUUGACUUUCCCCUGCUGCGUUCUCAACCGAGAAUAAUAAUAAUUAUGCAAUUUGUAUCUUCACUGUUUGAGUGAUAAAUAAAUCUUGAAAUAACAGUCAUGGCGAAAAUUCUAGAAAAUAUCAGCACAAGAAUCCAUAGCACUUGAAAAAGAGUAUCACAUUCCUAACGAGUUACGUGGCUAAUAAAAACAUACAGGUGUAUAGUAACAAUGUAUCAUCAAAACCGCAUAACAGAACGAUAAAAAAAAAAAACUCUAAAUCUUUUUAUUUGGGGCUUGGAAUUCAAAAUUUAGUUUUAAAAUAAACUUUGAACAUUUAAUAUACUUUGGAGCAUUGUUAAAAAGUAUCUGUUUAUCAUUUUGUUUGGGUUUGGUACUAACACCCCUGAGGAAAUAGCUCGACCACCUGUAAAUUACGAGGCGAAACGACAGCCUACGAAACAGGAGAAUUCCUAUGACAUUGAACCACAACUAGCAGAAUACCUUCAGUUCCCCAUCACGAGUGUACCACCAUCUCCAGAAAGAUGAAGUUCCUGAUAGCCUUGUGCAUUUUACCCAUAGUGCUCGCCGCACCGCCUGCCCGUCGUCCUGCACCAAGAUCAUAUGGCGCACAGAUGCAGUUGCCCUUCGGUGCACCCAUGCAAGCCCCUUGCGGAGCCCAAAUGAUGCCCCCAAUGGCCCCACCCAUGGGAGCACCUUGCGGAGCCCCAAUGCAGGCCCCAUGCGGAGCCCAAAUGAUGCCCCCAAUGAUGCCCCCAAUGGCCCCACACAUGGGAGCACCUUGCGGAGCCCAAAUGCAGGCCCCAUGCGGAGCCCAAAUGAUGCCCCCAAUGAUGCCCCCAAUGGCCCCACACAUGGGAGCACCUUGCGGAGCCCAAAUGCAGGCCCCAUGCGGAGCCCAAAUGAUGCCCCCAAUGAUGCCCCCACCCAUGGGAGCACCUUGCGGAGCCCAAAUGAUGCCCCCAAUGAUGCCCCCAAUGGCCCUACCCAUGGGAGCCCCUUGUGGCGCCUCCAUGCAGCCUCCAUGCGGUCGCUAAGAUGGAGUGGAAAGAGACAUGUUGUGCAUGUUGUAAAUAGACUGCUAUACGAUGGAAUUGGGUUUUAUAGAAAUUAAAGUGUUUUCAAAGCCCAUGCUUCACUCAGA